Messenger RNA from Amoebophrya sp. A25, 3755 nucleotides. The record is from the annotation of a GenBank genome assembly. Lineage: Eukaryota; Dinophyceae; Syndiniales; Amoebophryaceae.
GUGCUGAGCAUGUAAGCAUCCGGGAUAGCUGAGGGGUGGAUCUGUGAUAAGUGAUUUCCAUCCAGCUUAAACAUCGUCACCAUCUUCAAAGAUGGAGGUAACUUAAGAAAGUAACUUAUCAUCACCAAAAAACAUGGUAAAAACUCAAUCAGAAAGAUCAUGUCCUGGCAUCUCGUUCUCCACCGCCACCUGUGGUGUAUAAGGUGGAUACCGCUUCUAGGUCUGCUGUCAAGCUCGGGAGUCUCCUUGCGCUUGCAACAGCCUGUGUCGAUAGCAACUCCUCUCGUGGGGGACAAGGCUGCAGCAGCUGUUCGGGACAAAGCUGUUGAGGAAACAAGUGCAGCAGUAGGAGCAGAGCUUCCUCGCAGCAUAAAUGUGAAGGUCGAAAACAGCAGCUUUUCUGGCAGCAGUAAGUCUUCUACAACUACGGGGUCUGCUGGUGUAGCUGUCCUAGGUAGUUCUCGCGCUCCUCCAUCACUAGGAUCUUACACUCCAGCACAGCACGGACAGAAUGCCGCUGCUACUUACGGUAGCAGCACUGGCGCAACAACAAGCCCUUUGUCCGACUCUCCGUCGAAGUGGAUUCCUCUACCGCCAGAUAUCGCUCUGAAGUAUCCUCCAACUGCGGAGAAUGUCUUGGAUGAUCGGUUACAGAUGCCCGAACGAGGAGAACAAGACAGUGAGCUUCAUCCAGGUUCUGUGGCGAGGUGGACGUCAGCGAGUUUAUGUCGUGGUCUCCAACUUCGUUUUUUUUCCUAAGCAUUCUUCCUCUCUCAUACUCGCUCCUCAUCCUCUUACUGCCGUGUCUCUACUCGGGUCACAACGGAACCAGGCACUUACUUGGAAUUGCUACGUGGUUCUUCGAAUGAAUGAAUGAAUACUCCUCAUCCCCGUGGUCCCUCACUGUACUUAUUCACUGUGCUCAUCUGAACAUCCGCAUCUCAUUCACUGUGCACCUCUUCAUUCUCCUCGAAACUUCCGAUGAGCACCACUCUGAGCACCGGUGUGGACGAUCUCGAGUACAACCGAGACCGCUUAGAGAAGGCUAUGGAGGGAGUACCCCUUCCUGCUGAGUUCUCCCCACCUGGUACAAGAACUACUACUGGUGCUGGAGGAGAAGACGUCUUUUCUUCAUCAGCAGAAGGAGAGCAGCUACCAGAAACAACUGGUGCUGGGGGAGAAGACGUCUUUUCUUCAUCAGCAGAAGGAGAGCAGCUAGGAGAGGUGGUAAAGAUAGGCCCGACCAGUGAGCGCGACAUCGUGGAGAACGCCAUCCGUGGACGCGUCUUUGAGCCGAAAACACAGGUGGUGCCUUUGGCGACACCUGCGAAGGCGACACCUGUAGUUACUAUCGACGAGGACCCAUUAGCGAAGUAUGGAACGCCGCCGAAAUUUGAUAAACUACCUUGGACUGAAUCGGAUUUGGUACUUCCCAGACGCACCAAGAAUGCUGUGUUAGUUUCUCCACUCUAUUGACUCCAAAGACUAUAGUUGCAUCAAAAUAGUAGCUGGAGCAGAUCAUGAUCAUAGCAUAAUAUUCUACCUUUGCCUAUCUGAAAUUGUAACAACAAAUCUUUCAUCUCUUUCAAACCCUCUCUGUCUUCAGACUCCCCUUCCUUCGGUUACGAUAUCUGCUGCUGACGCUUAUCCUCUGCUGGACGAGGCCGAUCCGACGCUUGCCGCAACCAAAGCAGCCAAUGACAAACGAGUUUGGGACGAUUUGACGUUAUGAGGUUGAAAUUGUGAAAAUCAUGCCAAUCUUCUCGUAAGUAAUUAUAUGUGGAAACGCAGCCGAGAGCUAAAUCAUGCCAAACUCGUUUGUCAUUUAUUGGCUGCUUUUCAGUAUGCGUUGGCUUGUGAAAUUGAUAUGAGUGAGAGGAUCAUGUUGGAAUUGGAGUGUAAUACCUCCCCGGGUCUUUCGCAAUAUCUUCUCGUGAUAUAAGCAUUUAUCAUCUUCUCGGUUUAAUAUUAGCUUUGGUUUUCGUAAUAUAAAUAUCUUCUCGUCCAAAAAGAGCAUAAGUAUUUAUAUGUCUUCUAGCAACCUUUAACGUGGAAACGCAGUCGAGAGCUAACUCGUGGAUUGGCGACUGGCAGUGCAGUAACGGAAGAUGAACUCGUGGCCGCUUCUGAAGAAGGAUCUGAGGAAGGAGAAGGUGGUGGCACUGAGUCAUCUACAACUAGUAGCACUGAGUCAUCUACAAGUAGUACAACGGGAUUUUUGAAUGUGACCAAUACAACCUGGGAUGAGCAAGGCCUUGGCAAAUGGGUCGACAACUUCGCGCAAAAAGCCGUAGAAGUGACUGCCGCUGCGGUCCGACCUGCAAUAGAACAACGUAUUCAGAUAUGACAGGAAAAAGAGUGCUCAUCCUGAGGAAAAGAGGCAGUUGUUCCCUAAAAUUUAGAAAGUCGUGCCUCUUUUGUUGAGUAUGAGUACCCUUUACCCUCUUUUUUUUCAUAUCAGAGCGUUGUAGAUGCCGAAAUCGCAAAAGCUUUUCCACCAGCAACUACAAGUGCUGGCUCGGUUGGAUCGCUCAAUACGGUUGGUAUCCUAGGCUCUAGUACUUCCUCGGGAAGGCAAUCUACUUUUUCAGGCAGUAAAGGAGAAGUGGUCUCGAGUCCUCGUGGUAGUGGAGGUUCUGCUGCUGGAAGUAGUGGAAGUUCCUCUGGAUCGACGUUUUCAAGUUCAUCUGAAUCGACGUUUUCAACAUCAGGUACGACUGGUGUUCCCUCACCGAACAGGAGUCCACCUGUAGUUCCGAACAGUAGUCCUGUAGCUCCAUGUACUGUCGUAAAUGAAGGACCUAUCAUUGUUGCCAAGGAAACGGAGACAGCUCUGACGACCCCAGCACCAGUAGACAUCAUGAGCUACAAGGAUUUGUACCCGUUGAGUGUGGAGACGGGUGGAGUCGGUUCAUCUGGUAGUACUUCUGCGGUUGCUGCUGGUGCGGUUGGAAGUGGUGCUGCUGGCAUUUUGGGUUCGGCAGCUGGUACUGCAGGUGGCGCUUGAAGAUAGGAUGGCUUGAACAGGAGAAUACAACUUGCACAGAGACUGAAAAGGAUUGAAAAAACCAACCCUGUGAGUGUAUGUUGAUCAAGAACAAAGCAUUUUGAUUUUGUUGUAGCAAAUGAUAUGGUGUAUUUGAUGUUGCUUAUUUUUUCCUCGACCGCUCACAAGCCUUUUCUGCUUUACAAAAGACGAUGCCCAUGUCGAAGCGGUCAUUUUGCGUGAUAUCCUCAUGUCACUAGUAGAUAAGGGCCCUUUGUAGGCAAUGUCGACGGAGUUACGUAUCCCUUUGCAGGAAAGACUGUUGCUGCUAGAGAUGCUUUUUUUUUUCGUGGAAAGGCCAACUUCUGUCGAGAGUCGAGCGAAACCGAAAUGCAUAAAUGCCACCUACCUACCUGGGUGACUUUUAUGCAUUUGGGUGACCCGCCAGUAGCCUUUUGGAAACUGAGUGGGGUCUAGAGUGUUCCCCGCCUCUGUUAUGAGUGAGUCGAGAGACGCGGACUUGUUUACGGACAAAAAGCAAGAGGAUGGAAGAAUAGAAAAACUUUAGAUCUUACGCGCAGCUUAAUUGAAAAGGGGGAGAGCGUCCCAUCGCUCUCCCUCGCCGAUCCUUUUAUCUCCCGCCCGCUCUUAGCAGAGAAGUGGCUAGCAGGCAUAAGGUAGCCCCUUUGGUAGGAGUAAUUCUUCCGGUUUCAGUUUUUCUUUUUGGAUAUUUUUUGGCGAUGGUGUUUGCGGAACAAGGUGGUCGAGA